GAAGAUGGGAAUAGAGAAGAUGGCUGACAUUGCCCAUGAACUGGGAAUCGGGGUGGAUGAAGACUCUCCAGAGUGCCAGAACGGCAAGAAGAACGCAGAUGCUAUCACUGCAGAAAUUCAAGACAUUCUUAAAUACAAAGAAGUUCAGCUUCCCUUGCAAGGCCAAAUAUGGAAGGACCUUACUCGCUUGGAGAAAGAAGAAUUCCGGCUUCGGAAAGUUGGGUCUAAAAAUAUAGAAAAGUACAAAAGUGAUCUUCAGCAACAGAAAAAACAACUUAAAAAACAGAACUCUCAUGACAUGUCAAAGGCAAUGACAUGUUUCAUUAAGGCAAUUUCAAGCCCAGGGAUAGAGAGGUGCUAUUUCCUGAAAUGGUUGCGAAUGAACCUCGAUAACGUGUCUCGAGAAAAACUCUUUGACCUCGGGGAGCAGUACAAAGAAAAAUGCAAAAACUCUGACAACAAAGAGAUAAAGAAAAUUGAACAACAACUUUCCAACAGCUCUUUAGGGACUGAACACUUCUUCUGUGAGAUGGGGCAGAUAUAUGAAGCUUCCCUUUACCUUCCUGAAACAGACCCAGCACGUCAACAACUACAGCAUCUCCCCAAGCUAUGUGCAGAAUUAAUGCUUGCUGGAUUUCCACUUGAGCUUGUAGAUGGAGAAGCAUCCAACAUACCUCUCAGAUGGGUGACUGACGUUCUCUCUCAGCUCAAUGACUUGGUGUCUCCUAAGAACAAGAUCCUGGUAGUCACAGUUCUUGGAGUUCAGAGCACAGGAAAGUCCACUCUCCUCAACACCAUGUUUGGAGUGCAGUUUGCAGUCAGCAGCGGUCGAUGCACUCGAGGUGCCUUUAUGUUGCUGAUUAAAAUCAAUGAAAAUGUCAGAAAAGACCUCAACUGUGACUUCAUGGUGAUCAUUGACACUGAGGGCUUAAAGUCACCAGAGCUCGCACAACUGGACAAUAGCUAUGAGCACGACAAUGAGCUUGCAACACUUGUUGUGGGGCUGAGUGAUAUCACCAUCAUCAAUAUUGCAAUGGAGAAUUCAGCAGAAAUGAAGGACAUCCUAAAAACGUUCCUCAGGAUGACAGAGGUGGGAAAAAAGAAGCCCAAAUGUCAGUUUGUUCACCAGAAUGUGUCCGAUGUUUCAGCCCAUGACAAGAACCUGCGAGACAGGAAACUGCUCCUGGAACAGUUAAACGAGAUGACCCAGGCAGCAGCCAAAAUGGAAAAGAAAGAAGAGAACAUGAGCUUCACUGACGUGAUGGAGUACAGUCCAGACACUGGAAACUGGUACAUUCCUGGACUCUGGAAUGGAAACCCACCAAUGGCACCAGUCAAUGCAGGCUACAGCGAGGCUGUUUAUGAGCUCAAGAAGAACAUAAUCACCAUUUUGGGAAGUUGUGGAUCGUCAGCUAAUAAUAUCUUGGAGUUUACAGAGUGGAUGAAGAGCCUGUGGACUGCAGUAAAACACGAAAACUUCAUCUUCAGCUUCAGAAACAGUCUCGUGGCUGAUGCAUACAUGAGGCUGUGCAAAGAAUUCAACAAAUGGGAAUGGGAAUUCAAAAAAGAAAUGUACACAUGGGUUACACAAGCUGAAACAAGAAUCUCCAACUUCGGUACAGCUGCUGAUAAAUCCAACAUAUCUGACAUGAGAGAACUUCUCAUGCUAUUGAAAAACGAAGCUUUGACAGAGCUGUCUAAAUGGGAGACAAAGCUUCUUGGAAAUCUGGAACAGUAUUUCAAGAAAACAGAGGGUCAUGUCUAUCUUGUUGAAGGAUACAGACAGGAUUUUGCAAACAGCGCAAAGAGCCUUCGAGGAGAAAUGGAAAGGUCUGUGUUUAAUCAGCUCACAGCAGCAGCCGACGUCAGACAGGGGAUGACAGAAAUGGAUAGAAUCAAGGAGAACCACACAAAGAAGUUGGAGAACAGAGUAUGUGCUUUGAUUGAAGAAUGUUGGAAGAAAAAAGUCAAGAUGUCAGAGGAAGAGCUGGAUGAAGAAUUUGACAAGAUGUGGACUAAAACAGUGAAGGAACUAUCCUUUUCAAAAAUGAAGGUAGAGGACAUUUUCACCAGUGUGUCUCACCACCUGAGAACAAAUCUAUCAACCAAGGGAAGUCACGCAAGUGAUUUGAUAAAUCGAAAAAUCCUGGAAGAGUGUGGACAGGAUCCUUUUAAAUAUAAAGCUGAAGGAUUCAUCAAAAAAUGUAAAGAGGCAGUACAACUUUUUUUAAACAUUUCAAGUCACACACAGGCUGUUCAACAAAUGGCUGACAGCAUCAUAACAAUUUGCUCUCAGUUUGUGACUGAUACAAUGCAAAGAAAAAGUAAUUACCAUGAUACCUACAUCGCAGAGAUUUUAAACAUGAUUGAUGAGAGGCUGCAAAACAAUCAGGAAUCAGACAUCACUUUUGAAGUCUCUCUGAAACAGCACAUCUGUGCAAAUGCAGCCAGAAGGUUUCAGAAAAUGCACAAAGAUUUCAUCCAUGAGAAUGAUCCCUACAGAUGUCUGAACAAAAACAAAGAAAAGUUUCUUGCUGAUUUUAAAGACGUGUUCCAUAAUGUAGACCAGUGCCAGAAGAAGGCAGAAGAAUUCACACACAGCUGCUUGAAGCCUGCAGUCGAAGAAUUCAUAAACCGCUCCCUGGGUCCUGAUAUCAUUGGUGAAAUGCUUACAAGUGAGCAGUUCAGCACAAGAAUGUCCUUCCAGUAUUCAGUCUUACUGGAUAUGAACUCAAAGGAUAACUUUAAAAAGUACCAGAGCUUUAUCUGCUCAUAUGAGAUUUGUGUAAAGAAAUGGAUACUCAACAAAAUAGUGGAACGCUUCUCAAAUGGGUCUACGAUGUUUGAGGAAAAACAUCUCCAGUCAUGUAUCAACAGCAUACAUAAUGCCAUCCAGAAAGCUAAAAAAGAAAAGAGUGGCAACGUAAAGUCAUUUGUUGAAGUUGUCUGUCAGGAGCUUGGUGACAAACUGGUCAUUUCCCAGGGUGCUCUUGGUGCAUUCAUGAUCCUGAACAAUGCAGACCAGGAACAGUUUGCUCACUGGCUCUUUAAGUCUGUCAAAGACAUGGCACACGCUCUUAGAGAGAAGUUUAAAAGAACAGAUCUCCUAGUUAAACUACUGAACCUUCAUGUGAAUCCUCAGAACGAGCUUUUCAACAAACUGAUCGGAUGUGGUCAACAGUGUCCGUUCUGCAAGGCGCCCUGUGAGGCAGGAGGAACAGCCCACACUGAGCACUUCGCUUCACUACAUCGUCCACAGGCUCUGGGUCUGGUCAGGUGUUUGACCUCAGGCAAACUUGUCACUGAUAUAUGCUCAUCCUCUGUUAUCACUGAAGAUUCAUUUCGGGGUAUGGCUACAAACUGGGUAUUUCACCCUUACAAGCGUUACAAAGAGAUUUAUCCGGGCUGGAAAAUCACACCAGAUGCAAGCCUCCAGGCAUCAAACUACUGGAAAUAUGUACUGGUUAAGUACAACAAACAGCUGGCUGAAGCAUUUGAUGCAAAGCCUGCUGAUAUUCCUGCAACAUGGAAAGAAAUCACACCUGAGCAAGCAGAGGCAAGCCUCAAAGAGUCAUUUCAUAUCAAAUGAGAAACUACAAGCUUUGUGCUCACAGAGGUGUAGUCCUCCUCAUUACAGUCAUCAUCCUCUCAUGGAUAUUUAGAUUUCACUUGUUUUAUAUGAUAUGGAAGAGAAGCACACAAAGUAACGUACUGUUUAUAUGAUUUAUUGUACCACAGCUUACUACAAAGAACAUAAGAAAGUUACUGCAAUUAGUACUCACCUGAGAUAACAUUAAUCAUGUUUAAUCAACAAAAAAAUGUUUUCUUUGUUUAAUGUUGAUGAGGACAUUCUAAAUGUUUAGUCUAUGCAGAUGUUGGAAGCAUACUCAAUGUUUCAGUUUGAUUAAAUCAGAAUUUGAAUCCUUUUUUGGUACGGAUAAAUGUUAUUAUAGUGUCAAUUAAUAACAUUUGAUUUGAUUGACAGUUUUUAUAUCUUUGAUAAAAAUCUGAUGCAAACAUGUUAGCUUUUAUAUUUUUCUGUGGUUUUGUAAAAAAAAGAUUUUCCAUUUCAAUGUUUAAAAUAUAAUUCAGACUUCAUGUCAGCAGGAAGAAUAGAAAAUGUCUUCAUUUUUUCACAUUAUUUCAAAUAAGUAUCUGCUUCUUAUUAUUUACGUUUUUAUUGACACGUUUAUAAUGUUUGUCUAUUCAUUUCUGAGCUGAAUCAAAAGCCACAAAUCUAGAUGUUUAAAUCAGUGAAUGAAUCAUUGUGUUUUAGUGGUGGUACAGUCAACAUGUAAACAUGACAGAAAGUCUGUUGUAAUCAAGUUCAGUUUGAUAUGUGACCGUUUCCCAGAGAGUUAGAUUAUAUUCCUAUUUUGUUUCUGUAAAUACAUAAAAACAUCAGUUAAAAAUAUUUACAAAUUCAAUGUUUUAAAAUAUCCUUCAAUCUAAAUGUCAACAUGUAGAUUACACAUGCAUUUCUUUUCUUACCUUUUUGAGUGCUAAAUGUGAUCUUCUUACCAAAAACCUGAAUUCUUUGUUUUUGUUCCAAUUAAGAAUUUAGUUCAAAAAUAUUUACAUUUGAAUGUUCAUGUUAUAUACUAUUUAUUCAAAAUGUGUUAUGUUAGUUUUCAUUUUGGGCGGCAUCAAAUGCCACAUUUUUUUGUUUAAAUCAGUUAGAAUGUCAUUUUGUUCAUAUUCAGCAUGUCAACAUGAUACAAAACGUUUGAAUCAAGUUAAGGAUGAUAUGUGAUUGCUUUCCAGAACGUUACAUCUAUUGGAUUGUGUCAUUAUUUUGUUUUUCAUUUUUAAUGUUUUAAAGAUAUUUCAGUCUAAAUGUCAACGUGUAAUUUAUCCUUCAGGUAGUUUUUCUUACCUAAUCGAGUAUGAUAUGUAACUUUCUUUGCUACAAAUCUGUAACGACUUUUAUUUCAACUACCUGAUAUCACAUAUUUACAUUUAUUAAUCACUUAAAAGAUUAUUAAUAUAAAAGUGCUAUUGUCAACAAGUAAACAUGACUUGAAACUAUUUCAAUAAAGA
Molecule: messenger RNA, 5040 nt
Organism: Notothenia coriiceps (black rockcod)
Lineage: Eukaryota; Metazoa; Chordata; Actinopteri; Perciformes; Nototheniidae
Product: interferon-induced very large GTPase 1-like
Molecular function (GO): GTP binding
Source: RefSeq, a predicted model, not a curated record